CUAACCGGAACCCUAAUCAUUUCAUCGCCGUGACCGGGAGCUUAACCCUCUUCGUUUCAACCGUCGAUUUUAUCAUACCAAUGGCUCGUACCAAGCAAACCGCUCGCAAGUCCACCGGCGGCAAGGCCCCGAGGAAGCAGCUCGCCACCAAGGCAGCCCGCAAGUCAGCUCCGGCGACCGGUGGCGUGAAGAAGCCCCACCGCUUCCGUCCCGGAACCGUCGCCCUCCGCGAGAUCCGGAAGUACCAGAAGAGCACGGAGCUCCUGAUUCGCAAGCUGCCCUUCCAGAGGCUCGUCCGUGAGAUCGCGCAGGACUUCAAGACCGACCUGAGGUUCCAGAGCUCUGCCGUGGCCGCUCUCCAGGAGGCCGCUGAGGCCUACCUCGUUGGGCUCUUCGAAGACACCAACCUCUGUGCGAUUCACGCGAAGAGGGUCACCAUCAUGCCCAAGGACAUCCAGCUUGCGAGGAGGAUUCGGGGCGAGAGGGCUUGAUCUUAGUUGCUUGCUAGGGCUUGCAACGCGAACUCUGUAAAUUUGUUAGCUUUGAAUCUUUUUAUGAAUUGCAUAGCUGCAGAUUCCGUAGCAGCGGGAGAUCGAGAUCUCAAUGCAUUCUCUGUUGACUAAGGUGCUUUGCUCACUUGUGAUAGUUCAAACGAAGCUGUUGAACAUUUGUUGAUUUCAUUUACUUUCGCUGGGAAAAAUUGAAACCUUGAUCUUGGCACGAUCCCAACAUCUCCGAUGUCUGCAAAGAACUGCUUUUGUUGGCAAAUGCAGCAUACCCUUGAUUC
Messenger RNA from Punica granatum (pomegranate), 787 nucleotides. The record is from RefSeq and is a predicted model, not a curated record. Lineage: Eukaryota; Viridiplantae; Streptophyta; Magnoliopsida; Myrtales; Lythraceae.